Molecule: messenger RNA, 663 nt
Organism: Tripterygium wilfordii
Lineage: Eukaryota; Viridiplantae; Streptophyta; Magnoliopsida; Celastrales; Celastraceae
Exons: 3
Coding region: 1-663 (220 amino acids)
Source: RefSeq, a predicted model, not a curated record
AUGAAAAACCUUUUGGAGUUCUCUAAUGAAAACCCUGCUUUGGUAUCGAAGCAGGCUAUGUUCCUUGGAUUGAAGAUUUCAGUCAUGGCGAACUCGUCUGAGAAAGCUUCAACUCUCAUGCCGGUCUUCCAGGGUGUUGAUUAUAAUACUUGGAAGGUCAAGAUGCGCACAUACCUAAUGUCAGAAGGGCUGUGGAGCAUGGUGGUUACUGGCUACCAAGAACCUGAAGAUGAAAGCAGUUUUGAGUCUGCCGAGAAGAAAAAAUUAGAAAGCGAUAGAAUGGUUAAUGCCAAAGCUCUGACAAGGCUUCAAAAUGGGGUGAGUCCUGAAAUCUUUCCUCGAAUAAUAAGAUGUGAAUAUGCAAAAGAUGCAUGGGAAAUUAUUGCAAAUGAAUUCGGAAGUGAUGAAAAAACCUCUGUUAUGAAGUUACAAAAUCUUAGAAGGGAGUUUGAAAAUGUGCAAAUGAAAGAAAAUGAGGAUUUUGGGGAGGAGAUGAAUGAUCAAAAAUUUAUGCAAAAGAUGCUGAUAAGUCUUCCGGAGAGGUAUGACAUUGUGGUUGCUGUCUUUGAACCAAAAGAUCUCUUUAUAUUAAAACCAGAAGAAUUAGUGAAUGCACUUGAGUCUCAUGAGAACAGACGGCAAAAAAGAGGGGAUUCAAAUUAG